This is a messenger RNA of Pieris napi, 2774 nucleotides long. RefSeq lists its product as uncharacterized. The record is from RefSeq and is a predicted model, not a curated record. The transcript is spliced from 6 exons. NCBI's taxonomy places the organism in Eukaryota, Metazoa, Arthropoda, Insecta, Lepidoptera, Pieridae. Bases 257 to 1015 code for a protein of 252 amino acids.
GGGCAACUGCCAAAGGAAUUUGAAGUUUUAUAAAACCAUUUUAUAGUUUAUACAUAGAUUGGAUUUAUUAAAUAAAGUAAAAUUGUUUCAUUUUAAAUUAAAACAUCAUAACUAAAUAUUAAUUUGUAUUGCGUUUUAUGCCAAUUAUUAAGCGUGCAUAAAUGCUACUAAUUUACGUGUAUUAAAGUUGCCGACUGUUGUUGUUUCGCGAAAACAAGGGCGUUAACCAAGGAAUUUUCAAAGAAGUAUAAUAGUAAUGUACGGGAAAAAAACUCCUUCGACUUAUAGAUCUACGCCUUCUGUAUAUUCACAUUAUACAGGAAAGUCAUCAACAAAUCUUCGCUCAUCAAAAUCCGUUAAAUCUCUGCGAGUACCAUGGUAUCAAAAGCCAAUCCUCCAUGAUGCUUUUGUUUUGGACUUACAAAGAGGUUCAUUACUAACAGGGUCUCUAGCUGUGUUUAUAGCUUUAUUCACAUUUGCCCAGAGUAUAUUUGACUUGUAUUGCCUUGGAAUGGCAGCACCUGGUUCCGUGCAUUAUGGAUACUAUGUGAUGAGCUAUCAAUUUGUUUAUGUAGGUAGUGCACCUGUUCGCAAUGUUCUCAUUGUGUUUUCAUUAUUUUCCUGGAUUGGAUCUGUUGCAGUAUUGGUCACUAGUAUUAUGCUUAUAAGUGCUUUGCGAAAAGAACAUGAAAAGCGCAUUGUCCCUUGGUUGUAUGCUUUUGGAGUAUUUAUAUUAUUUCGUGCAGUUGCAUUUAUAUUUGCUUCCAUAGUGAAUGACAUGAUAUUUGCAUACAAUAUAUUAAUGUGCCUUUUUUGGAUUGUGUUUACUGUCAGCGGCAUCUAUGGAUGGUUACUUGUAUACAGUUUAUAUUUGGAACUAGCUGACUUGACAAAGUUGGAAGAUUUGGCACAUUUACGAAUGGGUACCAUGGCAUCUCUUAAUGCAUCUUUAGCUGGUUCAAGACCCACAACUCCACACUCAACAGUAUCUACCAUGCCAGCUUCGCAAAUAUGAUAUGAAACCAAGCCUACUCUUGAAAUGGAACCAAUGCUUAAUGACGUAAAUGAGAGUAGUCUUGAAACUCCAGUCUGAAUGGACCUGGAUAACAUGUUAAUUUACAAUGUUUAAGGCGGAAACACAUUAUUAAAACGCCACGCAACCCGAAGCAACGCGACGCGUGUUGAGUCGAAUCAAACUGUACUAUUGUCUAUGACUAGAAUCACACUUUGAACAUCCGACGCGACUCUAUACGAGCACACGACACCCGACUCGACCCGACGCCUCGCUCGUAGUCGUUCGAGUUUUUCGCACGAAUGUCACAUACAUACACAUGACAUAAGAAGAAUAAAAUACAGAAGUAGAAGUAGAAUCUGAACGGUCGCGAAAUGAAAAGUACAGUUUGAAAGCAUUUUAUGAUAAUUUUAGUCAUAUAUAGUAUCAGAUAUGUACCCAAAAUGUGCAUCAAAUCUUCAUCAAAAUAUUCAUCUGACUCGUUAUUUAUUAAAUCCAUAGCACAAUUAGCACACAACUAUACACCUUCAUUAUUGUCUUACUUGGUAAUGUGCACGAUGGACAUCGGGUGUCGACACGUUGCGUCGCGUGGCGUUUUAAUAAUGUGUUUCCGCCUUUAGAAUCUUAAGAGUUAAAAAUAUUAUCAAUAUAGGAGAUUUUGCAAAUAUGUGCCUUAAUUGGGUCAUUAAAACAAAAUAAAAGAAAUCUUAAAUAGAGUAGGUAAGAUGUGCAUUAGCAAUUACAUUUAUAUACAUUUUUAUAAAAUUUACUUUAAAAUCAAGUGGCCGGCAAUUGACAAUAGUAAUAUAUUUGUCAAUUAUUUAAUUUCUAAGUAUAGUUUAACAUUAAGCCCUUAUUUAGUAUAGAUUCGCCGUCCUUUAUUUUAGUAUUAUAUUUUAAGACAGGAAUCUCACUUUAAAAUAAACAUUAUGCUUGCAUUUAAACUUUUGUUAUGAUUACAGAUCUAUUCAUCUGAUCUUAUUCAAAAGAACGAAAAAUACUACUUUCCUUUAAUAAGACUGUUUAUUUUAUAGAUUUUUGCAUGAAGUAAUUUUUCAAUAUUUUUAUAAUAAGGUGACCAAUUAUUUUUUGUUCAAAAAGAGUACACUUUGCAAGUAUUUCUUAGGUGAAAAAAAAAGAAGAAAAAACAAUAAAAAGUUUAUUUUCUUUUAAAAACAUAUUUUUCUUCGGAGUGGAUUUGGAUUUUGCUAAAUGAAGAUGUUCGUCUAAUAAUGUAGCCAUAUCCGAACAACUUUCAUUUUGCAUAUUAAAUUGGACUGUUAAGACGGCAGAUAAUGUUUUUACAGAAAGUUGCGACUUCUCACUGCUGACUGCUCCAAUAAUCAUUCCCUAGUGCAAAUACCAUUAUAACAGCAGCAUUAGUGCCUGGACAAUAUAACGAAAUUUCUAUUAAAACUAAAUUAUACAAAUGAGUACUUUUAGAGUACAGGAUUUAAAAAGUAGUAAGUACGGUUUGCAAAAAAAGAGUAAAAACUCAGUAAUUGAGUAUAGUUGGUCACCUUAUUUAUAAUAAUAUGAUUAUAAAUGUUGGCACAAAACUUAUAACAAUUUUCAUAUGUAUUAAAACUGCCAUAUGAUAAAUAACUUAUGACCCACCAGUGUCUUAAUCUUAGGUAAUAAGAGAAGUAAUAAUUUUAACAACUUCGUUACUAAAAUCUCAUAUAUGUUUUGUCUGUAAAUAUUUGACUUAAAGAUACAAAUAUGUAAACCGUCCAAUAAAUUAAUAAACGAUUUUACUAUA